Molecule: messenger RNA, 1888 nt
Organism: Zingiber officinale
Lineage: Eukaryota; Viridiplantae; Streptophyta; Magnoliopsida; Zingiberales; Zingiberaceae
Product: probable magnesium transporter NIPA4
Exons: 10
Coding region: 302-1357 (351 amino acids)
Biological process (GO): magnesium ion transport
Cellular component (GO): membrane
Molecular function (GO): magnesium ion transmembrane transporter activity
Source: RefSeq, a predicted model, not a curated record
CAAGUAGCCGAUCCGAAUCAGCCAUUAAUAAUUGCUCGGAACAAAAUUGACGACCUUGGCCUGCUCCGUCGUCUUCCUCUCCGCGUUCUCUGGCUUGUCUUCCUGCUGCCGGACGCUAUUGGAUCGAUAGCUUCUCUGCAACUGAAAAGGGAAUUCAAGGUGCGACAAAAGGAGCAAUCUUCCAGUAUCUGCUCAUGAUUCGGAGAGGUUUCUGCGUGUACCUUGAUUAAAAUUUUUGAUACCGUGAAAGUAUUGAUCGAGGAAGAUAGGGAAAGAGUGGAUUGUGGGGGAAAGUGAAGGAAUGGGAUUCUCGACGGACAAUCUGAAAGGCUUCACUUUGGCGCUGCUGUCUAGUGGAUUCAUUGGUGCAAGUUUCAUCAUCAAGAAGAAGGGCCUCAGGAAGGCGGCGGCUGCUUCUGGAGUGCGAGCAGGGGUUGGUGGAUAUGCUUACCUUUGGGAGCCCCUGUGGUGGACUGGUAUGAUCACAAUGAUUGUUGGAGAGGUGGCCAAUUUUGUAGCUUAUGCAUUUGCCCCAGCAGUUCUUGUCACUCCUUUGGGUGCUUUAAGUAUAAUUGUUAGUGCUGUUCUUGCUCACUUCAUUUUGAAAGAGAAAUUGCAUGCACUUGGAAUUUUGGGCUGUAUUAUGUGUAUUGUUGGUUCGGUGGUUAUUGUUAUUCAUGCACCACAAGAGAGAGCAAUCACUUCUGUCCAGCAGAUAUGGCAAAUGGCAACUCAAACAGCUUUCUUGUUGUACGUAGCUUCAGUCAUCGUAAUAGUCUUCGUUCUUAUUUUCCAUUUUGCUCCACUAUAUGGAAGCUCAAAUGUUUUGAUAUUCACUGCCAUUUGCUCUUUAAUGGGCUCCCUCUCGGUAAUGAGUGUUAAAGCUUUGGGGACUUCUCUAAAGCUGACUUUUGAGGGUACAAAUCAAUUAAUAUAUCCACAGACAUGGUUUUUUAUGCUGGUAGUGAUUACAUGUGUGAUUAUACAAAUGAAUUAUCUUAACAAGGCUCUUGACACCUUCAAUACAGCCAUUGUGUCACCAAUAUACUAUGUGAUGUUCACCACACUUACAAUCUUAGCAAGUGUUAUAAUGUUCAAGGAUUGGGAUGGGCAAAAUAUCGGAAACAUCGUAUCUGAGAUUUGUGGCUUCGUUGUUGUUCUUUCAGGGACCAUUCUGUUGCAAGUCACAAAAGACAACGACAGGAACGCCUCAAGAAGUGUAUAUGCUCCAUUAUCCCCAAGGUUACCAUCUUUGACGACUCGACUUUGUUCUGGGAACGGGGAUUUGUUGAAGCAUGUUGAGGAGGACAUGACAUUUUCAGAAGAUGCAUUAUUGAGACGGCAGGAGCUAUACUAACAUCAUUUAGAAAGCAUAAGUCAAAGAUCCUGUCACGGAGUUUCUAACAAGGGUGCUAUCUAAAAGAGCCUUUUUGAGGCUUUUAAAGACCUACUGAGUCCAUCGCUGGUUCUGGGGGCAGGAAAUGAAGAAAUCCAAUGCAGCUGCUGCUCCAAAUCCAAUGACUGCAACAAUUUGCUUAUAUCUUGCAAAAUGAUUCGUUAGCUGCUCCAGCUAUAACGCAAGUUUGAUAGAAGUAUAUAGAUCCUUUUGCGAAUUCCAGCGACGUGUGAAUUAGGCGAUUUCAGGUGUAGCUUCCUCUCUAUAGCAUUUGUUGAAAUAAUGAUUGAGUGGGUCGUGUGAUGAACAGUUUGGAUGUGGCAUAUUUAUGAAGUUAUCGUCUAUACAAAAAAUCAAUAGUUCACUCUGCUAAUUGAGGAUGUUGUGGUGUUUUAACUUAAUAUCCCUAAGUUCUUAAAGAUAAGAUUGUGUAUAAUAAAUUCAAUGUGAUCCAACUUUUCUUCAAGGUUUUACAUUGAUGAGAAUUUAAUA